This is a messenger RNA of Astyanax mexicanus (Mexican tetra), 3590 nucleotides long. It is a transcript of the gene foxh1, whose product is annotated as forkhead box H1. Gene Ontology annotation, molecular function: DNA-binding transcription factor activity; sequence-specific DNA binding. The record is from RefSeq and is a predicted model, not a curated record. The transcript is spliced from 3 exons. Gene Ontology annotation, biological process: regulation of DNA-templated transcription. NCBI's taxonomy places the organism in Eukaryota, Metazoa, Chordata, Actinopteri, Characiformes, Acestrorhamphidae. The coding region runs from base 566 to 2167 and encodes 533 amino acids.
GGAAAGGAGGGGAGGUGGUCCUUGGGGGAGAAGGUGGGGGGUUCUUAAUGUGCCUGAGGGUGGUUUGAUAUAGUAAACUUAAUGAGAGUUAGGCUUUGGUGAAUUGGGGAAACAUAAGAAUGAAAACUAGUGAAGAGUAAUGAACAACGUGUAGAAGUGUGUAAAAUAAUAAGUGUAAAAUAAUGAUUUCUGUACAAUGAUGGGUUGGAUUUCUGCAGACAUACAAAGCAUUUAGGAUAUUUGUUUAAAUAUUGCAAAUAUUAAUUAAUGUUGUUAAUAUUUUUUUUUAUUAAACAAAUUACUUAGCCUAAAAAUCUCUUAUUUAUCACAAGCAGUUUCUUUUUAUUAUUUGGUUGUAAUGAAUGCCAGGACCUAGUAAAGGAAUGCUGGUUAGGAAGACUGUUGUAAACAAUGUAGAGGCCUAAGUUUAUAGGAAGAAAUUAGUGUGGUUUAGUGUGGAAUUAUGAAAAAUAGCUUUAUAAAGAUGUUGGAGAUGGUUUGGGGGAAGUUUUUUAGAUUAGUUUCAGCUCAACUCGACUGAUUUUCACACCCCCCCUCCCCUCUAAUGGUGAUCACUCCCUCCAGCAGGAGCGAUGGCCCUCCAUUCUGCUCCUCUAUCACCCCAGCGGGACUUUACAUCAAACUGUUAAUUGUUCCCCUCAAACAGAGCCGAGCCUGGAGCCAGCGGUCUGCCCGGGGGUUGAGGACCGACUGCCCGCUCCUCCCUCUCGGGUUAAUCAGCAUGACAAAGCUCCGGGCGGUCCCUGGGGUCUGCCUGCCCGGAGCCCCGGGAGACUGUCACCUUGACUCGAGACAUGCCCAGCCGAGGCGCGCCCACAGCGGCUUAGCGGAGGCAGGAGCCCGGCCGCGGGGCCCCGACAACACCGGGCUGAUGGAGGAGGAGAAGCCGCUGCAGCUGCCCCGCGAACCCCCCGGCUCCCUCUACCCGGAUCAGGCGGACAAGCAGGCCAGCUCCUGGGACCCGAAUGGGAACGGAGGCGGCGGGAAGAAGAAAAACUACCAGCGGUACCCGAAACCUCCGUACUCUUACCUGGCCAUGAUCGCCAUGGUCAUCCAGAACUCUCCCGAGAAGAAGCUCACCCUGUCCGAGAUUCUGAAGGAGAUCAGCACCCUCUUUCCUUUCUUCAAAGGAAACUACAAAGGGUGGAGAGAUUCAGUUCGACACAACUUGUCUUCCUACGACUGCUUUGUUAAGGUGCUGAAAGAUCCUGGGAAGCCUCAGGGCAAAGGUAAUUUCUGGGCUGUGGAAGUUAGCAGGGUUCCUCUGGAACUCCUCAAGCGACAGAACACUGCUGUCUCCCGCCAGGACGAGACGAUUUUUGCCCAGGACCUUGCCCCAUACAUCCUCCAAGGACACCCACACACUCACAGACCAGAGACGCACCCGUCCGAACCUCCGCUGCCUCACGUUCCUAGCCGUCACUCGUCUCCUGCUCCAGAGGAUCCUUACCGCCCUAAACUGGACUCCUCUUUUGCUAUUGAUUCGCUCCUCCACAGCAUCAGGCCGGCUAGCACUGCUGAAGAUGGGAUUAGGGCUAGAGACAGCUGGGGGUUAGAACUUCCCCCUCACGGUCGAAUCACAUCUCCGCUUCGUCCACGAUACACGUCAUCCAAUCGCAGUGCAUCUGCAAGCUCCACUAGUCCCGCAUCUUCCUCAUCGGAUGAGGACUGGAGAGGGCUUUCAAGGUACGGUAAACGAGGAAGUGAUGGAGAUCCAGGUUCGGAUGGAUACGAUGAUUCUUGCCUGCCGCCAAACAAAAUCGCCAAACGUGGCUCGGCCCCUCCUUGGGAGCUGCCGACCUCUUACGCUAAAUACACCCCUCCCAAUGCCGUGGCUCCUCCAAGCAUGCGGUUUAAUGGCAAUCCAUUCAUGCCACUAGGGGGCAUCCCAUUCUACAGCUACGGCACCCCACAUGUUGCGCCCAGUCACUUUAGCGGCCACGCGUACUGGCCCCUCCUACCAAGUGGCCGCGUUUCGUUACAGGCCCCACCACUCUUAAUGGACUUGGACAGCAUGUUGCAGUCGGUUCCGCCCAACAAAAGCGUGUUUGAUGUCCUUGGAGCCCCUAAUCAGACUGUACACCCACCCCCAACUCAGUAUGCUUUGCAGAACGGACCUCCACUCAGCAGGUAUUCACAGUGCUAAUGCUAAUGAACUGUUUCCUGGAAAUGUAUUCUCACACCAGGAUGGGAUUCAGUGUGGUAGCUGUUUCCCUGAAGACAUACUAACUGUGAUAUGCUGCACAAGGCUGAUACUGUAAAUGUGGAGAAAACUAUGCUUUCUUUGUUUUGUUUUGUACAGACAUUUACCAAACAUUUCAAAGAACGUAUGCCACAAAAAUCUUUACAGCUAUUUUUGAAAUCUGCCUCAGUAAAACUGACCUACAGGGACAGCUGAAUGUAGAGCAACGUUCACCAAAGACUUUGCACUGACAGAGUUUGCACUGUUACUUCUUUCUCUGUCUAUGUACUUUUAUUCCUCUUUUAAAUGUUUACUACCUCGACAUUUGAAUGUCCUCCCUUUAAAGUCUUAUUCCUUAAAACAGGGUAUGUAUUUAAAUGUUUUAUUUUUUCUUACACAAAGCGUGUGGUCUCUUUAGAGACCAGUUUAAAUGCUAGAUUGUAAAAUGCCACUGAUUUUUUUUUUUUUUUUUGGUUCAGGCAGUGAAUGAAAUAGGAAUUUGGAUUUCUUGCACGUUUGAGCUUUGGCUAUUUUGAUUGGCUGAAGCUGUGUUUUUCUCAAAAUUUAUAGUAUUGUAAUGCUUUAUUGUGUGAACAGUUUAACACUGAUUUAAAAAAAACAGCUGAACAGUUUCCCCAUAUGACAGAUUCCAUACUCUGUUCUGAUGACCAUCUAAGACACGUGAGAUCUAUAAAUAAAACACAGCUUUUAUAUUUGGAUAUCAAUUUGCAAAUCAUUGACGACAAAGAAAAACUGUUGGUAAAAGUAAAUCAGAAAUUGAUUAGUUCAGUUGAAUCUGUCCAGUGGAAUCUAGACUCACUAGACAACUGUUGCCUGUUGCAUUUAAAAAGUGAGACUGGAUCUUGUCCUGUUUUUUAUGAUCUCCAGUGGAUGGUGUUUAUCAUAUGGGUUACUGGCCAGCUGGUCCAUUUCUUCUGACAGUGUCCACCAACCCCCGAGCUUUGCAAGCCACCCGAGCUUCUUGGUUCCUCGUGCAUCUGCCUGUGUACGUGGGGCCGACAAGUUAAGGACUUGCUGCCUGUUUGUGUGGUUUGGGGGGUGGGAGUUGAUGGUUUGUCAAUAGCCUCCUGAGCUAUUCAAGGCUAUGUGGUGAAAGUUAUCUAGAAGUGGGCUAGGCUAUCAGUACAGAUAGUUCUGACCAAUGUACCUCUUACCCCCACCCCCCAAAUAUCAGGAGAAAUCAGGGGAGCUCUGUUUUGGAUUGGUUGAAAAUGUAGAACCUGCAGCACUAAUCAAGUCUUAGAAUAAUCAAUAGUUUGCAGUGUUUUUAAAUGUUUACAGGUGUGAACAGUGGCUUACUUUCCCAUUAAUGUGACCAACAUGACUGUGAAUGUCUUAAUUAUAAAAGUUAUACAUUUUUCAACAA